Melitaea cinxia (Glanville fritillary) is the source of this 3930-nucleotide messenger RNA. RefSeq lists its product as uncharacterized. Lineage: Eukaryota; Metazoa; Arthropoda; Insecta; Lepidoptera; Nymphalidae. The coding region runs from base 1 to 3930 and encodes 1309 amino acids. The record is from RefSeq and is a predicted model, not a curated record. The transcript is spliced from 8 exons.
AUGACAAAUAAAAAAAAUGCUGGAAGUAUUGGCAGUUUAAAUACAAAGUAUAUUAGUAAGGAAAGAUCAAUAGAAAGUGAAGUACAAUUACUUCAUGAAUACGAUAAAAAACCAAUACUAGAUUUAGAUUUUCUUUAUCCUAGAACUUUAUAUUAUCGAAAUAAAGGAAGAUCUAAAAGAAAAUUGGCAAGUAAAGAGAUGAAUGUAAAAGAAUUUGAGAUAUUUAAAAAUGUUCAAGAUCAUCAGAAAUAUUCAACUUCAGAUAUGAAAUAUUAUAAUACAAAAUUAAGCAAUAUUCCAUCAACUGAAAAUAAAAAGUUAAAAAAAGUAUAUGGUUAUGAUCGUAGCACGUUUCUUACUAAUGACAAAUUGUUAGAGAGAAACAAUAACUUGGCUAGAAAUAAUAUUACUGAAUCUAGUAAUGAUGACAUAGAAUUUUUAGGGACAGCUGAGAUUGAAGCCGUUCUUAAUGAAGUGAAACACAGAGAAAUACAAAUGAUGACACUAAAUGAACCAUCAGUAUCAGAUUUAAUUAGCAGUACCGUUACAGAAACAACAUUUAGUUCAAACGUCUUUUUAAGAAAACCAAAAUUGUUUACAGAUUUCUCAUUCAGUACCUUUUUACCAUUUGAAAAUAAUAAUAACAUUAGUGAAUAUAUUUUUGAAGCUAAUACUGCGGAUAAUGACAAAAUACAGCAUAAUAUUAAUGUGAGAUCCAUAAAAGAAGAUUCAUUUACCUUAGCAAACAAUAUUGAAAAUGUGUUACAAAAAAAGUGCAAACAUAAAGAAAUAAACAAGACAAAAGUUACCGUUGAAAACGAGCUUGAUAAGCUACGUGAUAAAACACCUGGAGUUACUAAUUCAACGCAAAUUAAUGCAACGUCAAAUUUACCUGAAACAAAUUCAAUAUUAAAAUCUUCUUUAAGAGAAAAGCAUCAUAGUAAGAGAAAUAGAACGCAGAAAAAUAGCAUCUCUACUACUUUAUCAUCACAUUCAAUACCUAUAAUUGGUGAUGAUUACUCAAUGCUUUCAGUAUUUGAACUACUCCUAACCAAAAGUCACGAAAACAAUGUGAUGAAUAUGUUAUAUACAAAGAGCCUUCCAGCGAAACGAAAAAUAAACCCAGAAGAAAAUACUAUAUUUGAUGAUCUAAAUAAUCGGUAUAAUGUUACUGACAAUUCAAGUUAUAAAGCUAUAAGUGACAAAAUAGCAUAUAAUGAUUAUGUAAAUGGUUAUAAAUACUACUUAAAUUAUCAAAAGAAUUAUGAUGAUAAAAAGUAUUCUAAUCUUGUUCGAUAUCAAGCUCAUAAACAUCAUAAAGUAGAUGACAUAGGAAAAUUUAUUCUUAAUAAAAUUCCGCAUUUACCCACAGCAAGACUAAAAAGAAAAUUCGUUGAGUCAGAAACUUUAGAUGAUCAAGAAAUUUCAACUAAAAGUGAAGAUUCUUGGUUUAAAAAGCAUUUUUUUAUAUUUUUGGAUAAAGAUCCUCCACGAAAAUUUCAUACAUCACAAACAGUAGCAUUCAAAGAAUCAAAACUGCUGGUAAGUGCUGCUGGUAUUGACCACUGUAAACAAGAAAAUUUUACAACGUCUAAAAUAAACUCUUUUUCACAACAACGUAUUCCAAAAGAUAUUUUGUUAAAUGAUUUUGAUUUGGAUUCUAAACACAUAACGAGCGACAAAUUGUUGCAAGCUGAUAAUAAACCAGAACACACAUAUAGUCCUCCUGAACAGUAUUUUAAUACUCCAAUUCCUAUGCAAGUAGACGAAUUCGAUAAAUUUUUAAAGAAACAUGAUAUUGAUGUGGCAUCCGUUAUGGCUCCUUUGAGUAUCCCAGUUCCUCAAAGCAUUCAGAGGAAAAAGUAUGACAAGCGAGCUCUUCAAGACUCUCCAACUUUUACGGCUAAAGAUGUUGCUGCCCUAGAAGUCGUAGUUGAUUUAUUAAAAAGUACUCAAGGAAUGGAAGAUAAAGAAACGACUAUACUAGAAUCGAAUCGCAAUAAGAAUAUGACAUUUACGCCUUUACUUGAAAAAAAUAAUCAGUUAAAUUCAAUUCAAGUUCACAUUGCUAUUCCAUCAGCAAUACAUGAUAAGAGAAGAUCUUUAGAGUCUGUUAACGUUCGUAAAGUCUUUACGGCUAUAAUGUCAACUCCGGUAGAUUUAGAAUAUCAAAUACAUUCAUUCGAUGAAACUACCAACACACCGACUACAGUCCAGCAAAGUAUUCUGUCUCCAGGCUUAUAUUUACUGGUUGAAAAUACGAACAUUACUUAUCCUAAAAGCAAUUUUGCGUUAAAACCUAUGAAUAUGCUGGAAACAUCAAAUUUAAAAAUAAGACAUGUAACAGUAUCAACUGUUUCAAAAAAAUCAGAACCAGCGAGUGACACUAAAAUAAUUUCCUCAAGUAAUAAAGUAGUACAGAAUUUAACCUCUAAUAAUGAAAUAAUAUGCAAGCGUAACGUACAUAAAACAAAAGAACGUGAUAGGACGACAAAUAUUGUACGCAAUAAAAAAAGAAAUGUUAAUUUUGAUGGAGUUAAGAGAUUUUUUGGACAUGAAAGGGUUUGUCAUUGUCAUUGUAAAGCUAACAGAACUAUGUGUAGGACUUGUGCUGAAAGCGAUAAAGUUAUAUCUGAACUGAUGUUUGAGUUUGAUAAUUUAGAAAAAUACGUGAUUGAUCAUUGUACAGAAAUACAAACAUUCUUCUGGAUGAAUCCAACUGAUGGGAAAAAACUAAGAAAUGUAAUUCAUCGAAUUGAUAAAGUUUUAAAUGAUUAUUAUAAAAGAGUUAAAGGGAAAUGUCAAGGCCGAACUUGUCAAAUGAUAUCAUCAAAUAUUGAUAAACGGAGUUUUAAUGUCGAUGAAACUGACAGUCUGCUAGCAAAAGAAAAAUCUGUUCUAUUGGACAGUUUGCAGAAUAUAUCUAAACAUACCCAUAAAAAAAAUAAUUCACUACCCGUUAGAAAAUAUUUAAAUACAUUAAAUAACUAUUUAACAAAAGAAAUUUACAAAAGAUCUUAUUUAAACGAUGACAAGGUACCAAUGAAAAGUAUAUAUUCGCUUAACAAUAUAAAAAUAAACCUAAUAUGCGAUACAGAUACAUCAAAAAUCACACCUUAUUCUUUGAAAAAUAAUGUGAAUGAAACGAAUACUUUUCCUACAUUGUGUGACAUUAAUGACGUUAAAGACAAGAAUAAAAAGGGUUUCAUAAAUUUUUUAAAAAUGUGGUCUAAGCGAAAAAAAGGCAAGACGACGUCGUUUUACUACGAUAUGUAUAAAAGUAAAAACAGCAAAACAUUGAAAUUUAAUAACAAAAAACGAUUGGCAACUGAAAACAAAAUUAAUUUAUAUUCUUCUUUAAAUUGUGUUCAUGAUAGCAACAAUAAUAAACACGAAGGCAAUUUAAAUAGUGAACACGAAUACUCAAUAAAAACAAAUUAUGCAAAAAGAAAUAUUAUGAGUUCAAAGAAAGGCAAUAUUCUAUCUAUAACUCAACAACUAACUAGCGAAGGGGAUAGUAAUGAAAAAAAAUAUCGCUCGAACAAAACAAGUACAACAACAAUGAAAAAACGUUUUUCAGAUGUGGACAAUGAUAAAAAAAUAUAUAAUAAAAGCGAUUUAAGCAAUACUCUUCAAAAUAUAAACAAACUUUUAAAUUCACUUUCUUUUAACAACAAAGGAAAGCGAAAUAAAUUUGUAAAGACUACGACUUCAUAUAAUAUUUCAAAUUCGAUUCUACCAAAACAAAUUAAAAAUAAUAAAAAAUGUUUAAUGAAUGAAGUUAAACAUGAGUUAAACAAAUUUAAUGAUGAUACAACAAAAUCUACCUCUACAGCGGCAAAAAAAUUGCUACAGAAGACGAUCACUCUACGAACUAAGAAUCUAAUCAAGAACAACAAUCCAAACAUAAAAGUUUCAAUUACGAGGUAA